UACCAUUCAGAAAGUGAGCAGGGAGAGGGGGCGGUGAUUGGUUCAGGCAUCUGUACCCUCCUCUCUUGGUUGGUGGGUUAGGUGCAUGGGAUUUAUUCACAGGGGAGGGAAGGCUCUGUGCUCUGCUAUUGACAUUCAGCACCAAUGCACUACAAGAUCAGUGUGAGAGAGAGCAGAUACCUAACACAGUGCAGAGGCACAGCAACUUUUCAGCAGAGCAUCUAUGCCAAGACCUACUGCGCCCUCUUGCCAGUGAGGAUAUUGGAUACCAGGGCACGCCAGCAGACUUUGUAGCUGUCACUUUACAGCUUUUCCUUCUAUAGAAAGUUUUAGUGGGACUGAACAAAGUGCACAAACCUUGAUUGUGUCUGAAGAAUAUUUCGGGGGUACAUCAGAGCACCCAGGGACAUAUACAGUGACGUCAGAAAGGAUGUUGCUGUCUCACUGGUAUAUCGCGUUUAUCCUGUUGCCGGUUUGUUCGAAAGGCCAAAAACUGCCAACAAGAGAUGAAGAACUGUUCCAGAUGCAGAUUAAAGAUAAGGCCCUGUUCCAUGAUUCAUCUGUGAUUCCUGAUGGAGCUGAGAUCAGCGGUUUUCUAUUUAGAGAUAACCCCAAAAGGUAUUUCUUUGUGGUAGAAGAAGAUAGCACUCCUCUCUCAGUCAUUGUGACACCGUGUGAUGCACCUCUAGAGUGGAAGCUUACUCUGCAAGAAUUACCUGAGGAGGCUAGUGGGGAAGGAUCAGGUGAGCCUGAACCACUAGAGCAGCAAAAGCAGCAGAUUAUGAAUGAAGAAGGCACCGAAUUGUUCUCUUAUAGAGGAAAUGACGUGGAAUACUUUGUAUCUACAAAUUCACCAUCUGGGUUGUAUCAACUGGAUUUAAUUUCAACAGAAAAGGACACACAUUUUAAAGUUUAUGCCACAACAACACCAGAAUCUGAUCAGCCUUACCCAGAAUUACCAUAUGAUCCAAGAGUCGAUGUAACCUCACUUGGAAGGACCACAGUCACCCUGGCAUGGAAGCCAACACCUACAGCCUCCAUAUUAAAGCAGCCGAUCCAAUACUGUGUUGUUAUAAACAAGGAACACAACUUCAAAAGUCUUUGUGCAGUUGAAGCCAAAAUAAACACUGAUGAUGCUUUUAUGAUGGCCCCUAAACCAGGAUUAGACUUUAGUCCCUUUGACUUUGCUCAUUUUGGGUUUUCUUCAGAAAAUGAUGCCAGUAAAGAUCGAAAUUUCAUGUCAAAGACUUUAUCCACAAAAUUGGUCCGUCAGAUGACCGCAAGACCAAAAGAUGAUCUUCAAAAGGUUUGCAUUGGAAGCAAAAAUAUAUUUACGGUGUCAGAUCUGAAACCUGAUACUCAGUACUACUUUGAUGUGUUUGCCGUUAACUCUGCUACAAAUAUGAGCACUGCUUAUGUUGGAACAUUUGCUAAAACCAAAGAAGAAGCCAAGCAAAAAACAGUGGAGCUGAAGGAUGGAAAAGUUACUGAUGUGUUCAUAAAGAGAAAGGGUGCUAAAUUCUUAAGAUUUGCUCCAGUUUCAUCUCAUCAAAAAGUCACCUUUUCAAUUCAUUCAUGCUUGGAUGCAAUCCAAAUCCAGGUCAGACGGGAUGGAAAACUACUUUUAUCACAGAAUGUGGAAGGUGUACGUCAGUUUCAACUGAGAGGAAAACCUAAAGCUAAAUAUCUGAUCAGGCUUAAAGGAAGCAAAAAGGGUGCCUCUAUGCUUAAGAUAUUAGCGACUUCAAAGUUCAACAAACAACCUUUUCCUUCUCUGCCUGAAGAUACAAGAAUCAAGGCUUUUGACAAAUUACGCACAUGCUCCUCAGUCACAAUAGCGUGGUUGGGAACACAAGAAAGAAAUAAGUAUUGUGUUUAUAAAAAGGAGGUGGAUGAUGACUAUGGUGAAGAGCAAAAGAAGCGAGAACAAAACCAGUGUUUGGGUCCUGACACGAGAAAGAAAUCAGAUAAAGUCCUCUGCAAAUACUUCUACAGUCAGAACCUGCAUAAAGCAGUCACCACAGAGACAAUAAAAGGCCUUGAGGCUGGGAAGUCUUAUAUGUUGGAUGUCUAUGUCAUGGGUCAUGGAGGCCAUUCAGUCAAAUAUCAAAGCAAAGUCGUAAAGACAAGAAAGUUCUGUUAGAAUCCAUGUGAACUUGUAUGUGAAACAUAUGCUAUGAUGGUCAUACUGACUACUUGUGCAGUAGAGAGCUUGUAACCUGUCAAGUACACAAUACCUAAAGUGGUGUAGAAUGGUAUCAACUUGUAUACUUCUGUUUACAUAUUGAAGUGGUUGCUUGUAAGUGGAUAUCCUGCUGCUUCUCUGGAAUUUUUGGAGAGACAAAUAUCAUGUCUAAGGCACAAUAUCAGACUCUCGGUAGAUGAAGUAAUAAUAGUAGAUAAUGGAGAAAAAAAGAAGAGACAAUUUCAGUUGCAUCACACAGUGCAUGAACUGCUUCUAAAUUAUUUUACUAAAUACGCGGCCGAGGCAAGUCCUGUGGCUUUAUUCAUACUCACAUAAAUCUAGAGAUAAUAGACUAUCUGUAAAUUAUUUUAUAAAGUCUUGUCUAAAAUGUUUAUGUUCUAUAACUGUAAACUGCAAACUCAUUUCCUGAUAACUACAGAUUGAUCCUAAGUAUUAACUGGAGCUUUCAUUUUCUUGUUAAAUCCUUGGCUAUUGUACAUUCCUACUAGACAGGUUUAUUUUUUAAAUAUGUAUUGUAUGUAUAAAGUUGUCAAACAUAUAUUCAUGUACAUAAAAAAUUAAAAGUACAAGAUUAUAUAUUUCUUUUGUUUACCCAGUGUCUGACACACUAAAUCAAAAUUAAGACUGAAACUUGGUAUUCAAACAUUCAUCAGUUUUAUUGUAGUAUGCCAUUUUGUGUGCAAAAUAUAUAAAUCUAUAAUAUAGUUAUAUUAUACAGUAUAAUUGUAAAGAAAUCACUUAUCAAGAAGAAACUAGACUAUGGAUCAAACAGAGUAGAAGACAGACAUUUGUAUUGUGGUUGGUCUAAAAGAAACAGAUUGAAAAGGGCCACCCGGUGUAAAGGGUAGCAUAAAAAAAGACAUAAAACACACAGAAACUGACAGCACUUUGUAGUCUAAUCCACACAACUAAGCGGUUCAACCUUUUCAAGGUGGUAUUGUGAUGACAAGAUGUUAUUAAUGAGAGGCAUUGUAUUUCUUUCAAUAGGUAGUACAGAAACUGGCUGAACAUUGGUGUUACAUUGUAUCACUCAACAGCAGUAUUUUGUAUUAUUCUAUAUACACAGAAGGCAUCAUGUAGAAUGGAGCACCCAACACCAUAAAAUUACUCUGCAACAUAAAAGUGGGAGUAGAUGAGUGAUAGGUAAUUUAUAAAUGGUUUUAACACUGUAGAGUUAAAUAAACCACAGGCCUAGCGAGCUUACUGCCCUAGCCCUCCAUCUACACACUCUGACCACACCAGUGUGGCCUACUGGUACUAUGGGCAAGAGUCCUUUCUCUCAGCUACCGUUGGUAAAUGGUGAGAACAUUAUAUAGAUGCUUGGAAUAAAUUAAACAUAGGUAAAUUAGUGCAAACAUCCUAAAAUUAGUGUCAAUCCGAUUAUUCUGAAUUGAGCUUGAUUCUGGUACAAACUGAUUGUGCUUUUAAUGCCUCAAAAAUCAAUCUCUCUCUUUCUUUGGAAAAAUUCUACCCAAAUUAAUUGGAAGAAAUUCUGAUUCUACUAAAUCAAUUUGCUAAUUUCUUCAAAUAAUGAAAGUGACCAUAGAUGUACUAGGACUGUGUUCACAUCAUGUUUUGUCCCACGUUAAAGUACACGCAUGAUGUCAGAUGCCUCAGAUGGAGGCCAAAAAAUGGUAUCUGUUAAUGUGUUACCAUAAGACUCCAUUGUAAAAAAAAAAAAGGAUAAAUUAAUGUGUAUGUUUUUUUUUCAGGAAUGAAAAGUGUAGCAUACAUCACCCUUGCACCAUUUUUCUCAAUGUAUAUGUUAACGUGGGAUAAAAAAAAUGACGUGAACAGCCCCUUAAAUGGCUGAUUCUCCAUUAACAGGAAAGCAUGUUAAUUCUAUGGAGAUGUGAAGAUGUAGGCAGCAAAAGAAGCAAUGAAAGAAAACCACUGCAAUUUAUUCCCUCCAACCAACAUCUGAUAUCGAGUCUGUGAUCCACCAUAAUCAUGAUAUUGUCGGUAGGAUUCAUCGACAAAUAUCUGAGCUCCAGGGGCAGCGUCAGUGUACCUGCUAGUCAGUUAAACAAUCUUAAAGUAUUUCUGCACAAAUGUUACUAUCUUUGUAUUCAUUUCUUACUUUUUAUGUUUGUCUUUUUUCUUUUUGUACUUGCUACUUGUGUAAAAAAUGUAUGAUUACAAGGUUCUCAUAUUUCAAAGAUGUAAAAUAAAUGAUACAUUUAUUUA
This is a messenger RNA of Bufo gargarizans (Asiatic toad), 4393 nucleotides long. It is a transcript of the gene NDNF, whose product is annotated as neuron derived neurotrophic factor. Gene Ontology annotation, biological process: extracellular matrix organization. Bases 431 to 2143 code for a protein of 570 amino acids. Lineage: Eukaryota; Metazoa; Chordata; Amphibia; Anura; Bufonidae. The record is from RefSeq and is a predicted model, not a curated record. The transcript has 4 exons. Gene Ontology annotation, molecular function: protein binding.